CCUGUAUAAAGCUUUUUGUUUCCCCUCUUUACGUCAUUCCUCGCCUUUCUAACAAGCCAGGCAAGGGUUGCUGUCAAAGAAACAUUUGUUGACAAACAUUCAAAUAAAGCAGAUUUUUCUUCUACUUUCGAUUUACGCUUGCUAUUUCUUUACUUUGAAAAGCUAUUAUUUUCCAUCAUGGCUUUUAUGAUGCCUGUUAUGAAGAACGACUACAAUAUUUAUGCAAGUCGUUCGAGAACCAGUAGUGCCAAUAGCACCGGAACACAGCAUAGUCGUCGGCAUACACAAAGCGAAUCGGCACCGGUGAGCCUUUCUUGUUCUCCAGGUUCUGAUGUUGAAGAACGUUUGGCCGCAAUUUCUCUGGGCUGCUCUCCUAGAAGGGGUAGUAGACUUUGUGAAAUGCCAACUCCAAAAUCGGUUUCUCAAACUUCACUUCACAAAUUCCACAUCAAAGUUGUGGAAAAAUUGCGGCGCAAGUUGCGAUCAAAAGACGAGGACGAAUCAUCCAGUUCUAAAGUAGUACCUGGUAAUAAUGCUUCAUCCUCCUAACGAAUUGAUGCCAUAGUACUGUUUUAAUAUCCAGUACACUGGGCUGUACUGGAAAACGAAGAGUACCUUGAGACCAUACGAUGGCUAUUAUGCCAGAUUUCCUAUGUAAAUAUGCCAUCAUUUU
Messenger RNA from Parasteatoda tepidariorum (common house spider), 673 nucleotides. RefSeq lists its product as uncharacterized. The record is from RefSeq and is a predicted model, not a curated record. NCBI's taxonomy places the organism in Eukaryota, Metazoa, Arthropoda, Arachnida, Araneae, Theridiidae.